CUAAGCGCCCCCUUUGUGCCAAAACCGCGAAAAUGGCGACCAUUUCAAACCAAUGGUUCAGGUUCAGGUUCAGGCAACUGCCACCGCACAUUCGAAAGUUUCGACCAUCGUAUUACUCUGUUUCUGUGUCAUGCUCUCUCGCCGAAGACUUGGAGCCCAACACAAGCUCCAAACCCAAUUCGUAUUUCCCAAAGCGUGGCCAGACCUUGGAAUUGGUCUGCGAGUCACUCGCUUUCAAAGGCAAGGGCCUCUGCAAGGUCACCGACACUGGCUUCGUCGUCAUGUGCGACCGUGUCCUUCCCGGCGAGCGCUUCCUCGGCCGAGUCACCCGCAAGAAAGGCAAUUACGCUGAGGUAACUAAGUUGAAGACGAUAACUCCUCCCCGUGACAUUGUGGAUGCUCCUUGUGAGUAUGCUCCUUAUUGUGGGGGAUGCAAGACGCAAAACUUGUCUUAUGAGGCUCAGCUUAGAGCUAAGGAGGAGCAGGUUCGUGAAUUGUUGGUGCAUGUGGGAAGGUUUUCUCACGGAGAACUGGAAUCAAACGGCAUUAUGAAGUCCAUUGUUCAGUGUGAUAUUCAGUUUCAUUAUAGAAACAAGAUGGAAUUCUCAUUUGGUCCCCACAGAUGGUUACCUAAAGAAUCACUGCAUGAAAGACAUGCUGGUAGUGAAAAUUAUGCACUUGGAUUGCAUGCUCCUGGUUUUUUUGACAAAGUUCUGAAUGUUGACAAGUGCUUACUGCAAAGUGAUCCUGCCAAUAAGGUUCUUGCAGCUAUCCAAGAAUGUUGGAGAGAUCCACAACUCGGUUUUUCUCCCUAUGAUGUUCAUUCACACUCAGGAUUUCUUAAGCAUUUGAUGUUGAGAACUGGAAGGGAUGUAACGACUGGUCUGCCUGAAGUUAUGGUCAACUUUGUGACCUCUUCCUACAAGCCAGAGCGGCUACAGUUUCUAGUUGAUAAAGUUUCUGUAUUUCCUGAAGUGGUAAGCGUCAUGAAUAAUGUAAAUACUUCUGUUGGUAACACAUCUGUUGGGGAGGAAGAAUACACUUUGUAUGGGAAAUCUAGCAUUACAGAGACCUUAAGAGGGAUUACAUUCCAAAUAUCAGCAAACUCCUUCUUUCAAACAAAUACUUAUCAGGCUGAGGUUUUAUAUAAGCUUAUAGAAGAAUGUGCUGGAGUCAGAGGAGAUGGCUCAGAAAUUGUCCUUGACCUGUUUUGUGGAACAGGCACCAUUGGUCUGACACUUGCAAGAAGUGUAAAACAUGUGUAUGGAUAUGAAGUAGUUCCUCAAGCCAUCACAGAUGCCCGACUUAAUGGCAAGAUAAAUGGCAUACAAAAUGCAAAAUUUGUCCAAGGGGAUCUCAAUAAAAUUGAUGAGAAUUUUGGGAAGAAUUUUCCUAAACCUGACAUUGUCAUUUCAGAUCCCAACCGCCCAGGAAUGCACAUGAAGUUGAUUAAAUUCCUCCUAAAUCUUAGGGCGCCUCGCAUAGUGUAUGUGUCAUGUAAUCCUGCCACAUGUGCACGUGACCUUGAUUAUCUGUGUCAUGGUGUGGCAGAGCAGAAUAUAAAAGGAUGUUACAAGCUAAUAAGCAUACAGCCUGUUGACAUGUUCCCACACACCCCUCAUAUUGAGUGUGUUUGCCUUCUGGAGCUUUAUUAAUCUGUGAUCAAUUAAACCUUUCCAUGUCAAGGUCGGACUCCAUUUCCUCUCUGCUACAUCUGGGAUUACUUUGGAAUUUGGACCUUGGAUGUCUGAUGAAUUUUGAGCGACUGGUUUGUAUGAAACAUCUGAUGCACCAAUUCAUUUGGAUUAGAUUUGGGAAAAGACCAAUUAGUUUGGGACAAAGGGGAUGUAUGUUGUUGGGAAAAGAACAAGCGAUUAUCAUAACACUUAUGCGUAAUUUCUUGUCAAAUAUGGCUGCCAUCUGUAAUUAUAAUUUCAUUAUGAAAACAGAUGCAAAGUGCAGAAUUCAAUGGAUAACUGCAUUCUGGAUUUAUGUUGUCCAGCAGGAUUAACUAUAUGACUCGCAUCCAUGGCUAUAAGAAACUGCACUAAAAAUUACAACAUCUUGUCCUCUAUUUCUUUUCACAACGCAGCAUGGUUACCCUAUUGUCAAGACUCUGUUAAAGGGCCUCCUGCAGCUAAUAUAUUAAUGCAGUCAUAACUCAUAACAACAGUUCACCUCUGUAAAAUUACCUCUUGCUCAUUGGGACAUUGGGACAAUCAGCACUAAUUCAAAUUUUGUUUCUCUACAGUUCUACUUUUAUUUGAUUGUUUGUU
Messenger RNA from Gastrolobium bilobum, 2276 nucleotides. RefSeq lists its product as uncharacterized. The coding region runs from base 33 to 1655 and encodes 540 amino acids. The record is from RefSeq and is a predicted model, not a curated record. Gene Ontology annotation, biological process: RNA processing. Lineage: Eukaryota; Viridiplantae; Streptophyta; Magnoliopsida; Fabales; Fabaceae. The transcript has 10 exons.